UUCUGCCUUUCACCCUUUCCCUCUAUCUCCAUCUCUCGCCACUCCCUUAUCCUCUCUCUCUCGCUCUCUCUGUAGUGCCAUGGCUUGUGUUGCUAAACCGCUAUCCAAGUCCUUAGCCAUGGCCAAUGGCUACCCAAUUUCACUUCCGUCAAUCUUCACCACCAAAACCCCACACCCUUCUUCUCUCUCCAUAAAACCCAAACCCAUCAAACUCUACCUUUCUUCCUAUCGUUCUUCGCCAUCUCUGCCUUCUCUCUCCCUCAAGAAAAGGACCCAUUUCCCCUCCACGGUGUCCUCCGUCGCCCAAACCUCGGACUGGGCUCAACAAGAAGAAAACAACAACACAGUUGUCCUUGACGAACAAGAGGGGCAAGAAUUCGGCUGGGACAACCAAGAGGUUGCUGACACGGAUGCCGGCGAAUCGGAAUGGGAAGGGGAAAGCAAUGAAGGCGCCGCCGUAGAGGCGGUCGGCGAGGAAGGGUUUGUUGGCGCCGAGGAGCCGUUCCAGGAACCGCCCGAGGAGGCUAAGGUUUUUGUCGGGAAUUUGUCGUACGAUGUGGAUAGUGAGAAAUUGGCCCAUCUGUUCGAGCAGGCCGGGGUCGUGGAGAUUGCUGAGGUUAUAUACAACAGGGAGACUGAUCAGAGUCGCGGGUUUGGGUUUGUGACAAUGAGCACAGUUGAAGAAGCUGAGAAGGCCGUGGAAAUGUUCGAUCGCUAUGAUUUAAAUGGAAGGCUUUUGACUGUGAACAAGGCUGCUCCUAGAGGAGCACGGCCAGAGCGCCCACCUCGUGCGUUUGAAUCAAGAUAUAGACUCUAUGUCGGUAACUUGCCAUGGGAUGUGGAUAAUGCACGCCUUGAACAGGUUUUCAGUGAACAUGGUAAGGUGAUGGAAGCUCGGGUCAUUUAUGAUAGAGAGACUGGCCGUUCACGAGGUUUCGGUUUCAUAACAAUGUCGACUGAGGCUGAAUUGAAUGAUGCAAUUGCAAGCCUUGACGGACAGCAGAGCUUGGGAGGCAGGGCAAUCAGAGUGAAUGUUGCUGAGGAGAGACCGCGGCGCAGCUCUUUCUGACUUGAAACGGGUAUGGUGUGAGCCUUCAGUGCGCUCAAGUUGUUUACUUUUUGCUUGAUGCCCAGUUUGUGGUUACAUUUUUGUCUGGUAGUUGGGAUUUGGUAGUAAUUAAGUACGUUUUAUAGUUUGUAAUUUAUUGUUGCUCGACUUGGUUGAACACUCUUGUUGUGCUCUAUUUCUAUUAAAGGCCACGAAAAAUUCAAAUCUA
Messenger RNA from Diospyros lotus (date-plum), 1277 nucleotides. RefSeq names its product 28 kDa ribonucleoprotein, chloroplastic. Gene Ontology annotation, cellular component: cytosol. NCBI's taxonomy places the organism in Eukaryota, Viridiplantae, Streptophyta, Magnoliopsida, Ericales, Ebenaceae. The transcript has 4 exons. The coding region runs from base 80 to 1069 and encodes 329 amino acids. Gene Ontology annotation, molecular function: mRNA binding. The record is from RefSeq and is a predicted model, not a curated record.